This is a messenger RNA of Carassius gibelio (silver crucian carp), 2350 nucleotides long. Its product is annotated as receptor-type tyrosine-protein phosphatase delta. Gene Ontology annotation, molecular function: protein binding. Lineage: Eukaryota; Metazoa; Chordata; Actinopteri; Cypriniformes; Cyprinidae. The record is from RefSeq and is a predicted model, not a curated record. Gene Ontology annotation, biological process: cell-cell adhesion. Bases 1210 to 2034 code for a protein of 274 amino acids. The transcript is spliced from 3 exons.
UCCCUUUAAUAUAAAUCUGUCUCAAAGUUAAUCAAACUUUAAAAGAAAAGACGGAGUCACUCACUGCUCUUGAUUAAACUACUGUUUAUUUGCAUCUUUGUUCUUAUUUUUAAUAACAAAGAUAAAUGAAAAACAGCUCUACUGAGAUUAAUACCAUAACUAUCAUUAAGAAAAGAAUUGGAGGAAAAUAUGCAAUGUUGCUUGGUGAUAUUUCUUUGGAAUCUUCAAAAAACUUUAAUUUGAUUUUUUUUUUGUCCAAUUCACGAUGGAGAAUGCAAACAUAAAAAUAACUAAUUUUAGAAAAUUUGCUCAUUUCAACUCAUUUUCCCAGAACUGGUCACAUAUAUAUGCACUGUAAAAAAUGGUCAAACAUCUUGAGAGUAUUUUUACAGAAUGUCAUUACCUAAGCAGCCAGCAUUUGAACGUUUUCAUUUAUAAACAUUUAAAAAAAAGUUUUCAUUCAUAUUUAUUAACUCAUAUUUUAAUGUAUAAUUUACUGCAAGCCGAUUGUUGUGUUAAUAAGUAUAAGGUUUAUCCAACCUAUAUGUGGAAACCUGAAAAAUGUCACUUCCAUCACACAAAAUAUAAAAAUCCUCACACAUAAAAUAACUUGAUCAAGUACAUGUGAUAAUGUGAUGGCUCAAACAGUUUGAAGAUUUUUUUAUUUUUCAAGGUUUCAAUUAGUGCUGCUAAUUGAAGAAUCACUCCCAUCAAUUAGAAAUAUGAUGCAGAUCCCAGCUAUCACUUGAUCUGAACGAGUUGUUUGUUUGUCAGUAAUUAGGCUUCUUAGCUCAGCUACUGCUUUCUAAAUGGACUUUAAUUUAGCCUAAAUCAUCAGAUAACAUCAGCAUCUGCUUAUUAUCCGCAUGCUGAGACAGAACCUCUGAUAACGAUCUCAAAAACGAAAAGCCUUAAAAACACCAUGUAAUUGUCCCAGUGAACCUUUCACACUGUUUAUUCUUAACAGACCUUUAUUCAUUGUGUUGUUGCGAAUAAUCAUAUUACAUCUUGGCAUUCACAUCAGUUUUAACUAUUUUUAACUCUUGUUUUUGAAAACAGCCACAGAACGGCUCGAAACAAUAUGACCUAAUUUUGACUGAUUUAUGGCCGAACACUGAAUACUCUGUGACUGUGGCUGCAUUCAACUCAAAAGGCGAUGGAGCACGUAGCAAACCUACAGUCAUCAGAACUAAACCAUCACUGCCAGGUAUGCCCGUGCUUACAGUUGCACCAUCAGAAGAUGGCACUGCCCUGCUGAAAUGGCAGCCUCCUCCUGCUGGUCUGUCCCCAGUGCUGGGCUACAGGCUCUCAUAUGGCCAGGCCGACCCGACCUCAGACUCCUUCAUGGUGCUAGAGCUAAACGCAGAGGAGCGCACCUACAGCAUCCCAUCUUUGAGCGCAGGGGUGCUGUACGUGUUCCGUCUGGCCGCGCGUACCAUCUGGGGUUAUGGUUCAAGCGCUCAGGUCACCCUUUUAACACCAAACGUGGUGCAGACAACCACAGAUGACAUGGUAACAGCCCCGUGGACAACAGAUGCUUUAAAUGUGAGCGUACAGGAAACAGUUCCGCUUUUGGCUAACUUAACAGCCCAAGACAUCAACUCCUCUUCUGUGAUCCUGAGAUGGGAGCGACCUAAAAACUAUGACUGGAUCCGAGGUUACCGUGUGUGGUUCGCGGUCACCUAUAGUAAUGGCACGGACAUUGCCAUGGAAUCAGACGUUGCGGAGGCCACAGUGGUUCUUCAUGGCCUAAAGCCAAACACUGAGUAUGUGGCGAGAGUGUGUGUGCUUAGCAAACACGGCCCUGGGCCCUAUAGUCUCCCUAUAUCCAUCAAAACACAACCAGCACAGGAAGGUAGGACUCAUGUGUAUCCUUCUCACACACAAACAUUUACCAUCAGGCAAGCCUACCUAAACAAAACCCACUACAUUUUCAUUACUCUAGAAGGAUGUUUUCUGUUUAUGUCUGGUUAUUUUUCACUGUCUUUGUUGGUCUGGGUCUCUUGUUUGGUGGCCUCCUUUCAGUGCAGAUAAAAGGUGAGCAUCUUUCUGUAAAUGGAUCUAGGUGAAUGUGGAGUGCCCCAUUAUCUCAUAAGACAACUAUGGUAAAGGUGAGCCUUUAGAAAAGAGUAAUGAAUUCUUGUUACAGAAAAAGUAACUUACUAGCUCUUUUUUUCUCCUGGCGGCUCUGUGCACUCUUUACAGAUAACAGCCUGAUGUGCUAAAUGAUUUUAGUAGAAACAGUUGAAAGGAUUCUUUGAUGUUCUUCAUAAAUGCUUUAGCAAUGCUGGAGGCCAGAGAAUCGGCUCAGGUGAGCUGAAGCAUUGAUGUGUUGAUCUCUUGUUUUCUC